Rhizophagus irregularis DAOM 181602=DAOM 197198 is the source of this 484-nucleotide messenger RNA. NCBI's taxonomy places the organism in Eukaryota, Fungi, Glomeromycota, Glomeromycetes, Glomerales, Glomeraceae. The record is from RefSeq and is a predicted model, not a curated record.
UGGACUUAUAACUAUAUCUAUUAAUAUGAAUACUUUUCUUGUGACUAUUCAUCUUAAAUAUGACAUAUUGCAUAAACAUUCAGAAAGAUAUGCUGUUAGUGAUACAAUUAAAGAAAAAAUAAAGCAAUAUAUCAAUUUUACACCAAAGGAUAUAUUUCGGCAACUUGAACAAGAAAAUCCAGAUUUAAUCCAAAAACAAGUUCAUGCAUGGUGGGCUAAUUUUAUUAAACAGGAGUAUAUUCGUGAUAAAAAUAAUCAAUUGAAAUCUGCAAAAUUGCUCCUUGAAGAAUAUAACUAUGAAAUUAUUUUAGUGAAUAUUGAAGGUGAAAUAAAUUACUUGGGAUUUAUAACACCCUUCUUUGAACUUUUGUCAACAAAUAAGGAAAUUGUUGUGGAUGCAACAUAUAAAACAAAUGCUUUAGGUUUUGUCAUUUUGAACUCUAUUCAGUAAUUGGGCAAUCAGAUGGUGCUGGUUUUGCACUGG